Rhinopithecus roxellana (golden snub-nosed monkey) is the source of this 875-nucleotide messenger RNA. RefSeq names its product mortality factor 4-like protein 2. The transcript has a single exon. NCBI's taxonomy places the organism in Eukaryota, Metazoa, Chordata, Mammalia, Primates, Cercopithecidae. Bases 495 to 875 code for a protein of 126 amino acids. The record is from RefSeq and is a predicted model, not a curated record. Gene Ontology annotation, biological process: chromatin organization; regulation of DNA-templated transcription. Gene Ontology annotation, cellular component: NuA4 histone acetyltransferase complex; nucleus.
CAUGGCGGUUGGAAGAACGGCAUUGAUCACGCGUUGGCUGCUGGGAAGAUCUGGAUUCUCGUGUCAUGUCAUCAUCAGAAAAGCUAACUUUGCUGUAUAGUGAGGAUCAGGAGAUCUGAUCCUGAUUGCAGAACCUUUCCUGAUUACAGAAUCUUGGGUUGUAUCUCCCACUUCACCCUUCUAGACCAUCCCAGAAGAUCUAUAAGAUUUCAUAUGGGAAAUCACUGGGAGUUCUUGGAAGGGAAAGAAGGAAGAUUGUUGGUUGGAAUAAAAACAAGGUUGAAUGAAUUCCAGAAAGCAGGAUUCUCAACCUCAUGGACAGCAAUCUGCAGAAGAAGAGAACUUCAGAAAACCAACUAGAAGCAACAUGCAGAGAAGUAAGAUGAGAGGGGUCUCCUCGGGAAAGAAGACCGCUGGUCCACAGCAGAAAAAAUCUUGAACCAGCUCUCCCAGGAAGAUGAGGGGGUCACUGUAGAGAACCCCCUUCAGGAUCCAUGAGGAAGACCAGAAAGAACAAACAGAAGACUCCUGGAAACAGAGACGAUGGCAGUACCAGCAAAGCACCUCAGCCCCUUCGGAAGAAAAGGGCCCGGGCAGACCCCACUGUUGAAAGUGAGGAGGCAUUUAAGAAUAGAAUGGAGGUUAAAGUGAAGAUUCCUGAAGAAUUAAAACCAUGGCUUGUUGAGGACUGGGACUUAGUAACCAGACAGAAGCAGCUGUUUCAACUCCCUGCUAAGAAAAAUAUAGAUGCAAUUCUGGAGGAGUAUGCAAAUUGCAAGAAGUCACAGGGAAAUGUUGAUAAUAAGGAAUAUGCAGUUAAUGAAGUUGUGGCAGGAGUAAAAGAAUAUUUCUUUUUUUUUUUUUUUUUUUUUUGA